This is a messenger RNA of Passer montanus (Eurasian tree sparrow), 4645 nucleotides long. RefSeq names its product solute carrier organic anion transporter family member 2A1 (gene SLCO2A1). Gene Ontology annotation, cellular component: membrane. Gene Ontology annotation, biological process: sodium-independent organic anion transport; transmembrane transport; prostaglandin transport. Bases 296 to 2200 code for a protein of 634 amino acids. Gene Ontology annotation, molecular function: prostaglandin transmembrane transporter activity; protein binding. The transcript has 14 exons. NCBI's taxonomy places the organism in Eukaryota, Metazoa, Chordata, Aves, Passeriformes, Passeridae. The record is from RefSeq and is a predicted model, not a curated record.
GUCCCCAGGGUGGGUGUCACUGUCACCCAGCGCAGCCCGGCUCCCUCCGCAGCGUCCGGGCUCGCCGCUCCGAGCGCGCUGCCUUUGUCCCCUGCGACUUUAAAGUUCCCUCGGUGCACAAAGCGAAAGAGGGAGGAGAAAGCGUUUCAUCAUCGCUCCCGAGAGCCGACUUAUAAGAACUUGGCGCUGCCGCUGCCGGGCUCACUCGCAGCUCGGAGGGAUUCGGCACAAUCCGUGCGGGCCGGGCCGGACACGCACAGCCCAAAAACCCCGGGCUCCCCGGGAAGCCCUCGCCAUGGGAGUCCGCCCCGAAGUUGGCAAAUCCCCGGUGGACAUUCCCAGGAGCUCCAGCACCUGCUCCAGGAGUUUUUUCUGCAACAUCAAAGUGUUUGUGCUGUGCCAUGGGCUCCUCCAGCUCUCCCAGCUCCUCUACAGUGCCAACUUCAAGAGCAGCCUCACCACCAUCGAGAAGCGCUUUGGGCUCUCCAGCCUCUCCUCAGGUUUCAUCUCCAGCUUGCACGAGAUUGGCAACGUGGUGCUCAUCAUCUUUGUCAGCUACUUUGGCAGCCGCGUGCACCGCCCGCGCGUGAUCGGCCUCGGGGGGCUGCUGCUGGCCCUGGGGGCCUUCCUGGUGACCCUGCCCCACUUCCUCUCGGGCCCCUACGAGUACACUGCCCUCAGCACGGGUAACAAGAGCCAGGGGCAGGUUGAGCUGUGCUAUGCAGAGAGUAGAUUUGUGUGCUCAAACACCACCCGGGACCCCGAGAAGGAGGCCAGCAGUGUGUGGGCCAUGAUGGUCAUUGCCCAGCUGCUGGCCGGGAUCGGCACCGUGCCCAUCCAGCCCUUCGGGAUAUCCUACGUGGAUGACUUUGCAGACUCCAACAAUUCCCCACUCUAUGUUGCCAUCCUGUUUGCCAUUGCUGUGUUUGGCCCUGCCUUUGGGUACUUGCUGGGGUCCGUGGUGCUGCGGCUCUUCGUGGACAUCGGGAGGGUUCACACUGUGGAGCUGACGCCGAGCGACCAGCGCUGGAUCGGAGCCUGGUGGCUGGGGCUGCUCAUCUCCUCGGGCUGCCUGGUGCUCACCUCCAUCCCUUACUUCUUCUUCCCUCGGUACAUGCUGAAAGGAGAGGAGCGGAACACGGAGGCCGGGAUGCUCAGGAAGAUGGAGACAGGGGCUGCUCAAGACACCUCCCUGCUGGAGUUCAUCAAAAGAUUCCCAAAGAUCUUCCUCAAGCUGCUGCUCAACCCCCUCUUCAUCCUCCUGGUGCUGGCUCAGUGCAGCUUCUCCUCCGUCAUUGCGGGUCUGGCCACCUUCCUCAACAAAUUCCUGGAGAAGCAGUACGGUGCCUCCCCCUCCCAGGCCAACUUCCUCAUAGGAGCUGUGAACCUGCCGGCAGCAGCGCUGGGGAUGCUGCUGGGAGGGAUCAUCAUGAAGCGCUUCUCCUUCUCCCUGCGCGCCAUCCCGCGCUUCGCCGUGGUGGUGCUCGUCUUCUCCAUCCUCAUCUGCCUGCCCAUCUUCUUCAUGGGCUGCUCCACGGGGCACAUCGAGGGCAUCUACCACUCCAGCACACCCAAUUCCCAGCAGCAGGUUAAGGCACGGGUUGGGUGCCAAUGCUCUAAGCAGAUCUUCCACCCCGUGUGCCGGAAAAACACCACGGAAUACAUCUCACCCUGCUUCGCUGGCUGCACCAACAGCACCACCAACCCCUCCAACCCCACACAAACGAUCUACCACAACUGUUCCCUGAAUGGGAAUGAGCUGUUCUCCACCUACACGGGCUCUUGUCCAGUCAGCUGCUCCCAUAUGCUCCUUCCUGCCAUAUUCCUCAUCUCCUUUGCUGCCCUGGUGGCCUGCCUGUCCCACAACCCCCUCUACAUGAUGGUGUUACGGGUGGUGAACCAGGAUGAGAAGUCGUUUGCCAUCGGAGUCCAGUUCUUACUGAUGAGACUGCUGGCCUGGCUGCCGGCCCCAGCCAUGUUCGGAGCCCUCAUCGACUCCUCCUGCAUCUACUGGCAGCAGCAGCAGUGCGCCCCGGGCCGCUUCUGCGCCUACUACAACAACGAUUUCCUCCGGAACAGAUACCUGGGGCUGCAGGUGGGCUACAAGGUGGUGGGCACCGUGCUGCUGGCCCUCAUCAGCUGGAAAGUGAAGAGGAGCAAGGAGUACAACGUGCAGGAGAAGGCGGCGGGGCUGGUGUAGCCCCCGAGGACUGACUCGCACCCCCAUCACCCACUGCCACUACUUUGUCUUGUUUGGGUUUGUUUUACUUCCCACGGGAGCGACUCCGCCGCUCCGAGCUCCCCUCCCAGGUGCUCCCGGCGAGGGAUGCUCCGGGCCAGCCCCGUCCUGGGAAUGGCAGCGCCCGGGCUCUCCAGCCUGGGAGGGGCAGGAGGCAGAGGGGGCUGGCACGCAGGGACCCGGAGAAGUGCCGGCUGUGGGCGAUGGUCCCGCUGCGGUGUGACAUUCCCGGCCUGCCCGGCUGGGACAGGAGCAGGGGAGGUGGCUGCCAGGUGUCCCCCCGGCCGCAGCCCCCACGGAGGGCAGCAGGGACACCACACACGUGUUGGGACAAGACAGCACGAGGGGUUUAGUGCAGAACAUCUGGGGUUUGUUGCUCUUUUUAUUUUUUAAAUAAAGGUCACUUUUCCAACCGUGGUGCAUUCUUGAUCUCCCCCCACCAGCCAGGAAAGCUCUGGGAUCACAGCCUGGCCCAUGCUGAGCACAUUCCAGCUGGGAAAGGGGAAAAAAUGGUGGCAGAGUGAGACAUUCUUCUGCAGCUCCACCGGCCAUGGGGGAGGGCUGCCAGGGGCUACACGGAGCUCAGGGAUGGCCGAGGAGCCCUGCCUGCAGUCCCACGGCCCCUGCCCUGCCUGCAGCUCCCUGGUGGGCAGGAGACACAGGCAGGGGCAGGGGCACAGCAGGUUUUACCUGAGUUGCUGUUUUGGUUGUUUCACACCCCUCAGGUGAGUUUUGGUGAGGGUUUGGUGGGUGGGUUCUGUUAGUCCACACUGUGAUGGAAGCCCAUUCUGUGUUCCAGUACACAGACCACAAUCUGCUUCAGCAUUUUAAAGUAAUAUUUUAACAGCAACUUUGCUUAUUCUAACUAUUAUUAAUAAUCUUUACUAUUAUUAUUGAUCAGAUUGUCAGCUCCUGGUUUCCUUCUGAUCCAUCUCUGCAUGACACAACACAGCCUUAGGGUUCAUUUCAAGUUCAACCCAUAGCCUAACAAGUCCAGCUACUUAUGUCAAACACUGAGCUUCUUAAAAAUCCUGUCAUUUCUUCAAUGCAGUGGGCUCUGGGCAGGGUGCAGUGAGUUUGGGGCUUUCUUUCAGGGAUUUUAUGGGUUGGAUGCAUUCAGGCCCUGCUGUCCUUACCCCAUAGCUUUUCCCCGUGGUCGUGGCCCUGCUGCAUCCAUGUUCAUAGAGGGGGUUGAAGGAAAGGAGAACAGGAGCAGACCUGCCCUGGAUUUGCUCUGGAUCACCAAAGUCUUCACAAAAAAGAGCUCUCUCCAUGUUAACCCUAUUCCUGUUCCACCUCUACCUGGCAGAUUUUCCCUGAACACCCACCUGACCUUCCAUAACCUUCUCCACUUGUUUCACACCAGGGGUAACACCCAGAAGGACAAACCCCAGGAGGUCACAAAGGGCACGAGGUGGCCCAGAUGGGGCCAGCAGAAGCUCCUGGCCACUAAGGUGCCAGGGUGGUGGCUCUGUGCACAGGGAAGGUCACAGCUGGAACACCUGCAUUCAGGAGCCUUGGAUGCUGAUGUCCAGGCACUGUUAAUUUUGCUUUUCUUUGCCUUUCAGCAAUCUCUCCUCCUCUUUCAGGUUUUCUGCUACCCCAGUUAUCACUGUGCUCAUCAUUCUCCUCCAAAAACACCUGCCUUUUCCAGGGGAACAACUUGGAGUACAAUCCAUAGCAAAAAACAUUGACCAAAAGAGCUUUAGCACAGUGAGUGCCUCAGCCCCUGGGGAUGUGUGAACAGAGGGUUCCUGACUCAGGGUCAGGCAGCUGCAGCAAGGGCCUGAGUUUAUCACAUCCCACUGUCCUGCCAAAGCCAUCCCAGCACAGCCCUGCCGAGCUGCAGCCUCAGGAGCAGCACUCCCAGCCAGCAGAGCCACGGGCUGGGAACAAGGUCAGGAGAGCAAAGAACAAAGCACAGAGCUGACUGGGGAAUCAAGAAAAACAAGAAAACAACACUCAGAGUUUCCAGUUCUGCUCUCUUCCCUCAGCCACUGGGGAAAACCAGCCCUGAGUAUUUAAAUAUUAAAAAAAUCAUGGAGUGAAACCCAAAAAGCUCCUGGAGUUCUGCUGUGUGCUUCAGCACGAGUGGCUCCAGGCACAGCCCCAGCUCGGCCGAGGCCGUGCAGCCACUCCCCAGCCCAGGAAAGCUGAGGCAUCUCAUCUCCAUCCAGCACAGCCACAGGGUGCCACAGCCACCUCCAGGGCAGAGCAGGGCUGCUCUGCCACCACAGCUGGCUGCAGCUCUCCUGUGCACAUCACCAAAGUGCCUCUCAGUUAUGAUUUGUGGGUGUUUUUUGCUAUGUGAUUAUCAAUUUCUCAAUUAGUCACACCAAGAAAUACAAAACAAAAAAAAAAAAACCUCAACCCCAAAGCCCUCUGUGUGCAGAAAACAAAGUUUUU